AUGGACUUUCUACUGAAGCUACAAGGACAUGACAUGCUCGGUUAUAUCAUAUUGGAGUUGAUUCACAGAGAAGAUGUUGGAGAAGUACAUGAAGAAGAUGAUGGCAUGGAGGAUAUCACUAAAAAAUACCAUAAUGAGGUUGGUGAAGUAGUUCAAGGAGUACCACAACUGAGAAGGUCGGGUCGACAAAUAAGUCAGUCGCGGUACCUUGAAGACUAUGUUAUGCAGUCCGAAACAACUUAUGGAUUGUUCCACCAAGCUUAUGUUAAAAGUAAGAGACGUCAACUUUCAACAAGUAAUGAGCCAAGAGGCUAA
Molecule: messenger RNA, 315 nt
Organism: Arabidopsis thaliana (thale cress)
Lineage: Eukaryota; Viridiplantae; Streptophyta; Magnoliopsida; Brassicales; Brassicaceae
Exons: 1
Coding region: 1-315 (104 amino acids)
Source: RefSeq, marked reviewed